This is a messenger RNA of Micropterus salmoides (largemouth bass), 3559 nucleotides long. RefSeq names its product poly (ADP-ribose) glycohydrolase a (gene parga). Lineage: Eukaryota; Metazoa; Chordata; Actinopteri; Centrarchiformes; Centrarchidae. Bases 163 to 2478 code for a protein of 771 amino acids. Gene Ontology annotation, biological process: carbohydrate metabolic process; ATP generation from poly-ADP-D-ribose; regulation of DNA repair. The transcript has 18 exons. The record is from RefSeq and is a predicted model, not a curated record. Gene Ontology annotation, cellular component: nucleus; cytoplasm. Gene Ontology annotation, molecular function: poly(ADP-ribose) glycohydrolase activity.
CAAUAACUGGACGUUAACGUUUGGAGUGGUAUGUGGUCUGAGGAGAAAUAGUUAAAUAAAUAUAUAAUAUAAUAAAUAAUUAUGUAAUGCAUCUAACUCAGACGUCUUGCACAAAGAGGGGCAUGCCUUUAUUGUUGGAUCAUCUUGUCUGACCCGUCAAAGAUGGAUUCUCAAAGAAGUGUGACUGCUGAGGUCGAGCCAGUGGAUGUGAAGAAUGAUGUUCCAAAAACAAACUUAACAGAAGGAAAAGAUGAACUCUUUUGUGAACCAGAAAAGCAAGACACUUCAAAAGACUGUGUGCUAACGGGGAACACACAAGAUGACGCCACAUCUCAGAAGUCAAUGGACUGCGGGUCAGCAGAUGGGCAGGAAGAAUCUGUCCUUGCAGGCAGCAGCAGUGACGCCGCUCAAACACACUGUGUUGGGCAGAAAUCUAAGAGGCCCAGUUCACCUGGUCCUCACCCUGUUGAAACAACCUGUGUUGCAACACCCACUCCAAAUCCCAAAGUCACCCUCUGUCUUAGCAAUAGUCCCAGAAAAGGUGCAAGCACGCCUAGUGAUGUGGAGAUGCUGAGUCCUGACAGCCCCGUCUGUAAAACCGCGCUUGUCAACAGCUCUGCAGACAAAGAUCACGGUGGCAGUGCUUGUGCAGAGGACUCUGGCUUUGCGGAGGCUCAGGUAAAGGAAUCUCAGCAGUUUGUCAAAGACUCUGAUUCUGGAUUUUCGGCCAAAGACAGAGUCAAUCUGGUUGCUAUGGGAACUGAUGAUGCUGAGAUAGCAGAGUGCAGUGGCUCAUCUGACAUGAGCCAGGACUUAAUUGGAAGCCAGUCAAGUGCAUAUUUCGAAAGCGUUUCAUUUGCAUUGCAUAACAUGGACAGAGGAUGGCUGGGGACACCCAUAGAUGAGCUGAACAGAAUGCCCCAGUGUGCCCCCCCUCUGUCUCACCUGAAAGUAGUGCCUAACCACACUGUCACAGUCAGGACAGAUCUCCUCAGAGAGGGAGAGGUCCCUGUCCCUUACCCCUCCAAGUUCAAAGACGCGUGGGAUGAUGUGUCCGUGAAGAUGCCCUGCUCUGAGAAGAAUCUGUUUCCUAUGGAGACUGAGGAUGGAGGUGGUGUCCAAAGUAGGUGGGAGCUGAUCCACACUGCCCUGAAGAGAGGGUUCAAAAGUUCUCUGGAUGUGAGGGAUGCAACAUUGAGAUACAACACAGCCCAUGCAAAGAAAUGGGACUUCACUGCCCUGAACCUUCUUUGCACAGAGUAUCUUGAACAUAGUGAGUUACAGUGCCUGUUUGAGGUCAUACUUCCAUCUAUGGUUGACCUAGCACUCGAUGCCCCUCGCCUCUGCACAAUGCCAAUCCCCCUACUGAAGUCAAGGAUGAACCAUUCCCUGACUCUGUCUCAGGAGCAAAUAGCCUGUCUUCUGGCUAACGCCUUCUUCUGCACAUUCCCCCGACGCAACUCCCGCAAGUCAGAAUACUGCAAUUAUCCUGAGAUCAACUUCUACAGGUUAUUUGAAGGUUCUUCACCAAGAAAAAUAGAAAAAUUGAAAACUCUGCUGUGUUACUUCAGGAAAGUUACACAGACCAAGCCGAAGGGUCUUGUUACAUUCACAAGACAAACAUUGAACAAUCCUCCAAACUGGGAAAGUUCCCAGACUCAGCUGACGCGCCUACAUAUCACUUGUAAUGGGACGAUUGAGGACGAUGGAUACGGGAUGCUGCAGGUGGACUUUGCGAACAGGCUUGUAGGUGGAGGAGUAACAGGACAUGGACUGGUGCAGGAAGAAAUCAGGUUCCUCAUCAACCCUGAACUCAUUGUCUCUCGCCUCUUUACAGAAGCUUUGGAACAGAAUGAAUGCCUCAUCAUCACCGGAACUGAACAGUACAGUAAAUAUUCUGGCUAUGCAGAGAGUUACAAAUGGAAGGAAAGCCACAAAGAUGAGACUCCCAGGGAUGACUGGCAGAGACGAUGCACAGAGAUUGUGGCCAUUGAUGCUCUUAAAUACAGGCACUUCUUAGAGCAGUUUCUCCCUGAGAAGAUGAUCAGAGAACUCAACAAGGCAUACUGUGGAUUCUACAGAAGUAACGCCAACAGCAAGCACCUCUCUGCAGUGGCCACAGGCAACUGGGGUUGUGGAGCUUUUGGUGGAGACACACGACUCAAAGCGCUGAUUCAGCUGAUGGCUGCCGCAGAGGCUGGGAGAGACGUGGCGUACUUCACGUUUGGAGAUGCUCAGCUCAUGAGAGAUGUUCAUGAAAUACAUACUUUCCUCACCAAGAGAAAAGUCACUGUCGGGAGGCUGUACAGCCUUUUAAACCAGUACUCAAGUGUGGUGUGUAAGAACUGCCGCACGACUCGACCUGAUGUCAGCCUCUACAGUUUCAUCUACGAGAAUGUCUCUUCCCCUGCUACUGCCGACGCCCCUGACGCUGUCAAGGAUUCCGGGAUGUCCCAUGUAACAUCGGACUCUCAUUAACACAUGAAGAGCUACAACCUAACCACCCUUAUGCUGUCUCUGUGUAAAAGAGCCUUUUGCUUACAAUCUCUCUCUCUCUCUCGCACUCACACACACACACACACACACACACACACACACACACGCACACACUCCCUUUAAGUUUGUGAUCCCUACAUACAAACUACCAAAACACAGUUUUGCCUUUCUUGUUGGUGGUUUUAUAGGAGCCUUGUAGUGUGUCACCAAAUGUGGUGAAAUGUUUCAGAUACUUAGAGCAAUAGUAAAUCCUGGUUGCUGUUAGGCCUUUCUUUAGUAAAAAUGUGAUGUGAAAUUAUUGUUAUUUUUACACACUAAUAACAAAUACGGCCAAAUGUGCAUAUGCAUGGUUAUGGACACUUUUUGUUAUUGAUAAUCCAGGACAUGAUCAUCCUCCCUGGUUAUCUCGUCCUAUGUUGUGUUUGCUACUUUUUUGGAUGAGUUGUUUUCUCUAUUUACCAUACCCAGGCAGUGGUGAGGUUCCUGAAUGCAGAGCGAUAAUGAGAUGCCAUAGUCUAUGCAUGGGUUAUAUUUAUUUAUCAAAUACUCAAAUAUAUGCUGCUCUUUUAUAUCCUCUAGGGUGUCGACAUUCAACACGCAUAUUGUCCUUCAGGCUUAUUUUAAUAUGAGUCAAAACUGUCAAUGAAAGGGUCGCUGGUAUGAGAAUUGUCUCAGAUGAAACAGAUACAAGGGGUUUAUGGUGAUUUUCAUCUUAGACCGUUGAUUCUAUCUAUUCGAGUAAUUUAAUCCUUUUCAAAUAUAUUCACUGCUAAGCACAGUAUUACUAAUGGAUAUACAAAUAAAGGGGGGGCAGAUAAAGAAUUGCACGCAAAAUGUUAUUUUUAUUAAUGUUUUUACCCAACGUUUACUUUGGAGCUAUGGUAAUGCUUUUUAUUAUUUACUGUAUUUUCAGAUUGACAGUGUGGGUAAUAUUUAAUAAUGGGUUCAUAAAUAGAUCAAAGGUUGUAAAUGUAUUGCAUAGUAUUGUACUUUAGUUUGUUUAAUUUGGUUGUACUCUUUUUAUUAUAACUUCUUAAUUAAAGUUAUAGCUAAAUCCUGUUAA